AUGGCAGCCCUCCAGGAUGCCCUAGAAUCUCUAGGCCCGAUAUCCUGGGACGAGGUCCCCUCCUCCCCGGACGCAUUACGAGAGUACCUCAGGGAUCUCUCCCACAAAGCCCGACUGAUCAUCGACUCUGUCCCUGAACCCCCCUCCCCGGUGGCGGGGACCGACUCCUCCACGAACCUCGCCUCCAACGCAUCUUCCUCCCCGUCCGCGCGCAUCAGCCCCUCCCCCGCCCGCCUCGGCACCCCCGACCCAACCCUGCAAUCCCUCCAGCGCGAAUGGAGCAAACCCAUCAAAACCAGUAACACGAGAGACAACCCUCUUGAGCUCCUCAUCCACAAACUCCAGGGCCGCGACGGCAACGGGGCCUGGUUCGCCCGCCGCAGCGUCCACGAGGGCCUCUCGUUCUCGAAAUGGCAGGCCAAGCUAUCCACCGAGAUGCUGGAGACGUUGAGGCAGAAUCGGAAGCGGUUAGCGAAGGGGCGCACGCCGGAUCAGUCGGUGCGCGGGAUCGGGGCCGAGGAGCAUGUCGAGGAGAUCGAGGUCUGCGAUGAGGAGGGCCGUCGCAUCGGCGUCGUCAACGUGUUCCAUGUCUCGGCGCAGUUUCCGAAACCGACCACCCCGAGGGACUUUGUGGCGUUGAUCAUUAACUGGGAGGUUCGUGUUGAUGGGGGUGGGAGGUAUUGGAUGAUGGUUUCUAAGCCGUGCGAGCAUCCCGAUGUCCCGCCGUCUCAGGGGUAUAUUCGGGGACAGUAUGAGUCGGUGGAGUUUAUUCGGGAGAUUCCGGUGAAGAAGAGAAGGGAGGAUGGGGUGGUGGAUGAGAAGGGCUCUCAGGAGUCUAUUGGUGAUGGGGAAGGGAAGAGGGGUCGGAGGCGGGGAGAUACUGCUUCGUCGGAGGGCCCAGUGAAGCGUGAAAGGGGAGACGAUACGAAGUCUGGCGUGGAUGGGAAGCAGCCGGGGCAAGAAGAUGCUGGAGAAGAUGACGACGAUGAAGAGUCUAAUCCAGUGGAAUGGGUGAUGGUGACUCGGAGUGACCCCGGGGGCACUAUCCCUCGGUGGAUGGUAGAAAAGGGCACCCCGAAGAGUAUCUGCACGGAUGCAGGCAAGUUCCUGGACUGGGCCUGUCGGGAGAAAGACCCAUCGACCAAAGAUGAGCAGGAUGAGGAGAAUGGCCGGCCCAAAGGCAAGCCAGAAGACACGGCUGGGGCGAGCGAUGGAAGCGACGGCGAGUCCAGUGACGAUGACCUUUCGGAUAUUGAAGUCGAGCACCAUGGACUGAUCGCCAGCUUUGCCUAUCUACUGAAUGCCGGCUUGGAUCGGUAUGCGCCCCAGGCAGUGCUGGAUUACCUACCACGCCAGGGACAGUUAUCCCGCACCAACACCGACGACAGUUUGGCAUCCCUGAACGACAAGCCGCCUCGAAGCAACCCAGACUCGAUCACCACACCAGUUAGCCCUUCUGCCAAACGGAAAGAUAAAGAGAGCAGUGAAACGCGUUCCCAAGUAUCACAAGGCAAUGCAUCGGCCGCGGCCUCGAUAAAAUCGGGCCUCGCCACGCCGCUCGAACAAGACAUUCCAUCUCUAGACGCCAUGAUGGCGAAGAAGGGCAAGAUGACCUCGCACGAGAAGCAGCUCAUUAAACUAGCAGAGCGGAAGCGCGACACCGAGGCACAAUUAGAGCGCGUCCGGUCCGAGAUCCAAUCCCUCCACCUGCCCCCUCGCGAGGAUGACCUUAAACGAGACCCGGCCACGUCCGCCGCAUUGGCAUCUGUCGGCGACCCCGCCAGCGACCAAGCCAGCAGCAGCCCCGCCAGCAGCGUCAAGAAGGGAUCCGACAAGAGCUCCGGAGACAAGAACAACAAGCAGCAGCAGCAACAGCGAAAAAGACCUGCAAACGACUCGGCCCGCAUGCACAAGGUCGCCUCGGGUCUAUUCAACGACGAAGCGAAGCUCGUCAAGCAGCUCAGCAAGAUCAACCAGAACCAGCUCAAGGAGGCCUCCAAGAUCGAGGCCCGCCAGCGCAAGGACGCAGAGCGCGAGGUCAAGGCCCGCACGCGCUCCGAGGUCGAUACUCUACGUCAGGAAAACGAGAAGCUGAAGAAGGAGCUUGAGAAGUUUCGCAACGAACGGAAGCAGUGGGUGGAUUUGAUCGGGUCCUUGCAGGCUGAGAAUACUAAGUUGACGGCGGGGAAGCAGUCUGAGUUAGAGAAGUGA
Molecule: messenger RNA, 2211 nt
Organism: Aspergillus affinis
Lineage: Eukaryota; Fungi; Ascomycota; Eurotiomycetes; Eurotiales; Aspergillaceae
Exons: 1
Coding region: 1-2211 (736 amino acids)
Source: RefSeq, a predicted model, not a curated record